AUGGCUGGAUUGGAAGGACUAGCGUCUCUGAUAUACCAUGAAAAGCAGCAACCAGGUUCGAUGCUUUGCGCCCAGCAUGCCUUGAACUCCCUGCUUCAGGGCAACUACUUUACAGCUCCAGAUCUCUCCGCGAUCGCUCACUCCCUAGACGAGCUAGAAGGAGCAUAUAACGAGGAUCGUCGCAGCCAAGAAAGCACCAACAUGGACGAUACAGGGUUCUUCUCCGUUCAGGUGCUGGAGAAUGCGUUGCAAGUAUGGGGUUUGAGUCUCGUAAGAUGGCGUAGCGAAGCCAUGCGACCCUACCACGAUCAACCACACAAGCAAUUGGCCUUCAUUCUCAAUCACCAACAGCAUUGGUACACGAUACGUCGCUUCGGACCCGCAUCUCCGAGGCUUGACGAGGAUCCUGGAAUUGGUCACUGGUUUAACCUGAAUUCCUCCCUUCCUGCUCCAGAAUGGGUAGGGAAGCUGUACCUCGGUAUGGUAUUACACCAGGCCGAAGACGAGGGUUAUUCGGUCUUUGCAGUUACGCAAAUAGAUCCGUCCGCUCCUCUUGCGCUUCCACGUACCGAAGCCGACGAUGUCGCAGCGACGCUCCCAGAGCCCACUUCUGCAAAUCUGACUCGGCAUGCAUUUCCGUCGCGAACCGCCUCGUCGGCUUCCACGUCAACGCCGCAGGCCGAUGUCGUGGAAGGCUUCGAAGACGAGGAUCUUGAGCUACAGCGGGCUCUGCAAGCCUCGCUUCUGGGUGGUACAGCGGAUGAGUUGAUGAUGCCCCCGCCGUCAUCGGUCCCUUCGACUGCCACCGGGACGCGGACGCCCACUCAAGGAUCGAGCGACCUGGCGUCCAGGCUCCGCGAGACUGGACCCAGCGGCAUGAACGAAGACGUGAUCGCGGCGAGCAUGGCGCGGAAUCGGGCUACGUUCGAGAUGAUGAGGCGGCAGCAGGAGGCGGCUCUGCGAGACAGCUACGACGAGGAAAUCGCGCGCUACGAGGCGAUAGCGUCGACGUCGAGGCAGCCCACGCGGGGGGCAAACACGCUCGAAGAGGAGCAGGAGAUGAUUCGAAGGGCGAUCGAGCAAUCUAGGAGAACGGGGGACGACGAUGAUGGUGACGACGACAUGCACGAUCCUGAUUACGUGCCCCCGGAAAUUGCGGGUACGUCCGCGGAGCCCAUUCAUCCCGCCCUGGACACCACGAGACGCGGCCCGGAGUCGUAUCGCAACUAUGAUGACGAAGACGAAGAGCUGCAGGCCGCGCUUCGGGCGUCCCUGGAAACCCUGCCGGAAGGGUUCAGGGUGCCCAGUCCUCCACCGCGAGCGGCUGUACCUGCACCUCAGCCUCCCGCCAUGUCCGUUCCGACCACGGCAGAGCCUGCUCGGCCCGGGAUCUCGAGGUCGGCAUCCAAGGAGUCAGACGUGGAGUCUGAGAUCAGCUCUGAUUUCGAUUCUACGACGCCGGCUGAAUCCGAAGCGGCGGCUGCCGUCGCCGUCGAUCAUGAUGAGAUGAGGAGGAAGCGGCUUGCGAGGUUCGGUGGUUGAUUCCGGUGUAAAUGAGUGUACGAUGGAACGCAGAUGCACAAUGUACGCUUUGACUGCC
Messenger RNA from Punctularia strigosozonata HHB-11173 SS5, 1600 nucleotides. Its product is annotated as Josephin-domain-containing protein. Gene Ontology annotation, biological process: protein deubiquitination. Gene Ontology annotation, molecular function: cysteine-type deubiquitinase activity. Lineage: Eukaryota; Fungi; Basidiomycota; Agaricomycetes; Corticiales; Punctulariaceae. The transcript is spliced from 10 exons. Gene Ontology annotation, cellular component: nucleus. The coding region runs from base 1 to 1542 and encodes 513 amino acids. The record is from RefSeq and is a predicted model, not a curated record.